This is a messenger RNA of Darwinula stevensoni, 549 nucleotides long. The record is from the annotation of a GenBank genome assembly. NCBI's taxonomy places the organism in Eukaryota, Metazoa, Arthropoda, Ostracoda, Podocopida, Darwinulidae.
AUGAACCGGGCGCAUCAGGAGUUUUUGAAGAACAUGAAUGGGUUUCAGGGAGUGCCACCAAAGCCGAAAAUUCUAGCUGCUAAACCAAUUGAACCAGUUCCUGAUGAUGUUCCAGAGCGCUUUGACUGGCGAAGUAAAGGAGCAGUUACUCAUGUCAAGGAACAAGGGCAGUGUGGAGCAUGCUGGGCCUUUAGUACUACUGGAUCAUUAGAGGCGCAAAUAUUCAAAAGGACUGGGAAGCUUGUUCCCCUCAGUGAGCAAAACCUCAUCGACUGCUCAAAGACGCACGGAAAUUUUGGUUGCUACGGUGGGUGGAUGAAGAAUGCAUUCCAAUAUAUCCAAGAAAAUGGAAUUGAAACAGGAGAGGCAUACCCCUAUGAACAAAAGGAUGGAGUGUGUCGCUACAAUUCCUCUAACAUUGGAGCCAUCAUUACGGGAUAUGAAUCUGUCACGAAAGAUGAGAGAGAACUAAAGAGAGCGGUGGCUACCAUCGGACCGAUCUCCAUUGCCAUCAAUGAUUCUCCCUUGUCCUUUCAGUCAUAUGAACAU